AUGACGAAUAAGAGUGAGAAACCGGGAGGAAACGAUAGCGGAGGUGGAAGUGGAAGUAAAAGAAGACGAGGAAAAAAAGGAAAGAAUACACCAUCGGACAGUCAAUCGACUGCUUCUUCCUCAAAAACCACGUCUCCAAAGAUGCAAAACCAGAAACAGAAACAACCAGAGCCAUCGUCGUCGUCCACUCCAAAAAUUCAAAUUCUGAAACGAGAUCCGUCGAAGAAUGUGACGAUGCCUAUAGUCGCUUGUGUGAUGCCUCUGAUGGAAGUGAAUUUAAGUGAUCCUCCACAGCCACAGCCACCGACGACACCAAAGUAUCAUCAGAAUCCACCGUCAACAAAAACUCAAAAUCAAAGGAUCUAUCAGACGCCUGAAAAGUCUGAAAAGAGUGGUGGAGGAAUGAAUACGAGACGAUCGGAAGCGAAUAAACAGCAGACACAGGCCUAUUAUUUCUCUCAAAAUCCGGGUGUCGCCGUGUCGGGUGACAAGUUCAAACAACCAUCCCAGUAUAAGAUGCACAAUUUCCCGUUGGAGAAGCUUGUCAAUAUCUUCAUCGAUGGAAAGUAUUCGCUAAUGAUCACUCCAACGAACAGUCGAUGCAACGGUCUCUUCAUUCGAGUCGAAUCACAGCAUCAAGAUUAUAAGCCGACUGGAGCACUUUUGAGUCUCGAUUCAGACGAUGAGACGAUUCGGAACGCGUGCCUAGAGACUAUAGAAAGAUUCGAUAAAGUUACCCAAAAAUCUGCGACAGACCGGUACCCGUACUCGAAAUGCUCUGAACCAUAUCUGAAAUCGUGUCUAAUCAAGCGACUCGACGAUCGUUUGGACGCGUUCCCAGAUGCGAUCUACUACUGUGAGAAAUGUGAUUAUCAUAUCAGUACAAUGGGUCACGCGAGAUCACAUCUCGAAAGUAGUUCUCAUUUUGAUGAUAUCAAACGACAAGAACAGAGAGAACAUCUCGUCAGACACAUCCCCAAACCGAGUAAAAAUCAUUUGAGAUCUAUCAGAAAAUUGUUGGAUGACGUGUUGGAUGAUUAUAAAAAGGUACAAGAAAUAGGAAACGAGAAAGCGAGUCACAUACUCUAUUAUCUCCAAACUACAGUAUUCCCUGCAGCAAUCGGAGGAAAUCGGAAUGUACAACUGAGACCAUUUGGAUCGGCGACUUAUGAUACUGUCAUGCCAGAUAGUGACUAUAAUGUCGCUUAUACGAUGGAUUUGCCAGAGAAUGAGCCAAUAUUCUCAAUGUUGGAAAAGGUUCGGAAGAGGAUUGUGGAUGAUGGACAUCCGGCUGAUCACUCGAUGGAAAUGGGCACUCCUUCUACUAUUUUGUUCACUUUUGAAGGUGUCCGAGUACGUCUCUGCUGGAUGUCAUGUUUCAACUACCGUAGUCAACUCUACUUCACCGAUUUGAUGAAGACAUAUGUCAGUCUCCGUGAAGAAGUCGUUCAUUUCCUCCAACUAAUCCGUCUCUGGGCGUGUAAAGCCGGUGUCGACUCGAAGAACAAGCCGCGUAUCGGACUGCCGAGAUACGGUUUCGAUAUCAUGGCGAUUCAUUUCCUUCAGAAUCAAGGAUUACUUCCGAUUCUUCAUGAAAUGUAUGAGGAAGAUAAACGAUGGAAUUCGAUGAGCAAUCGCUGA
Messenger RNA from Caenorhabditis remanei, 1641 nucleotides. RefSeq lists its product as uncharacterized. The record is from RefSeq and is a predicted model, not a curated record. Gene Ontology annotation, molecular function: RNA uridylyltransferase activity. NCBI's taxonomy places the organism in Eukaryota, Metazoa, Nematoda, Chromadorea, Rhabditida, Rhabditidae. The transcript has 6 exons. Bases 1 to 1641 code for a protein of 546 amino acids.